Myxozyma melibiosi is the source of this 1909-nucleotide messenger RNA. RefSeq names its product WD40-repeat-containing domain protein. Gene Ontology annotation, cellular component: small-subunit processome; nucleolus; 90S preribosome. Gene Ontology annotation, biological process: maturation of SSU-rRNA from tricistronic rRNA transcript (SSU-rRNA, 5.8S rRNA, LSU-rRNA). Gene Ontology annotation, molecular function: protein binding. Lineage: Eukaryota; Fungi; Ascomycota; Lipomycetes; Lipomycetales; Lipomycetaceae. The record is from RefSeq and is a predicted model, not a curated record. Bases 194 to 1870 code for a protein of 558 amino acids. The transcript is spliced from 2 exons.
UGUAAAAGAACAACUACUUUUCAUGUCCAGAAUAAUUUUUUUUGGGAGUUUGGGAAAAACAUGUGAUGUUAGGGUAACUCUAUUAAGCAACAAGCAAUUGGGACUUCCACCAGAGCCGCACGAGAAAUCUUUUUUUCAAAGGUUAACAGAAUCUUUUUAUUGCUUGUUGUUGAAGCACAGAGAUUGAAACGACAUGUCUGCUCUCGAGGUUGAAAGUCGUAUAUUAAGUAAGAAGACCCAUGGCGGGUUUGAGGAGGAUUAUGAGGAGGACAAGGAGGAGGCUGUGAUUGCCGUUGGAAACGAGGGGACGGCCGGUGGUGCGAGUACCGCCUUGACUGGAUCAGUUAAACCGCGACCGAAGAAGAACACGCACAGGGUCAAAGAUGCGAGGCUACGGCAAAACCUGCGGAGAGCAGAUGGCAAAUUUCGCCAGGCCAAGGCGGCCGUCAAGGCCAGUGAGUUGCUGCUACAAGAAGAGGCCGGUUUUCUUGAAGCCGAAGGGAUGGAGAAGACAUACAAGUUCACUCAGGAAGAAUUAAAGAAGAAUGUUGACGUGACCACGGCUUCGAAAGCGUUUGAUCUCACGCUUGAUUUCGGCCCGUACGAGAUUGAUUAUACCACCAACGGACGGAAGAUCUUGCUCGGUGGUCGGAAGGGACAUAUCGCGUCAUUUGAUUUCCGCGAGGGAGCGCUUGAUGCUGAAUUGAACGUGAAUGAGACGGUGCGGGACGUCAAGUAUUUGCACAACGACCAGUUCUUUGCUGUCGCUCAGAAGAAGUACGUGUUUAUCUACGACAAGACCGGAGCCGAAGUGCAUUGUCUCAAGAAACAUAUUGAAGUCACACAUAUGGAGUUCCUGAAGUAUCAUUUCCUGCUGGCCACUGUCGGAAAUGCGGGAUGGCUUAAAUAUCAAGACACCUCGACUGGCGACCAAGUCUGCGAGCUACGGACGAAGAUGGGGCCGAGCACGGCGAUGACGCAUAACGCUUACAACGCUAUCGUUCAUCUUGGUCAUUCGAACGGUACAGUGUCGUUAUGGUCGCCAAACUCUACCACGCCACUUGUGCGGAUGCUGUGCCAUAAGGGGCCUGUUCAGGCUAUCGCAGUUGACCGCGGUGGACAUUAUAUGGCGUCAGCGGGUGCUGAUGGGCAGCUCAAGAUCUGGGAUGUUCGGACGUACAAGGAAGUUCAUGCUUACUACACGCCGACUCCCGCAAACACGCUGAGCAUCAGUGACAGAGGUCUUUUGGCCGUUGGCUGGGGUCCCCACGUCACCGUCUGGAAAGACGCUUUGAAAGUCAAGCAAAAGUCUCCCUACAUGACCCACCUGAACCCGGGUUCGACCAUCAACGAUCUCCGUUUCUGUCCGUUUGACGAUAUUCUCGGCAUGGGCCACGACGGCGGCCUGUCAAGUCUCAUCGUCCCAGGCUCAGGAGAACCUAACUUCGACGCCUUGGAAGCCAACCCGUACGAGACUGUGAAGCAGCGACGCGAGACCGAGGUCCAGGGUCUGUUGAACAAGCUGAAACCGGAGAUGAUUGCCCUCGACCCCAACUUCAUCGGCGGCAUCGAUGCGCGUGCGCCGGAUGAGCGGAAACAGGCGCUGAAGCUGGAGACUACGAGCGAGACAGACAAGAUUAAGGAGGAAAACAAGAAGCUGCAAGUGAAGGCCAAAACGCGGGGUAAGAACUCCGCGCUGCGGCGAUACCUGCGCAAGAAGGCGAGCAACGUUAUCGACGAACGACGGUUGCGCGUGCAGGAAUCGUGGGAGAAGGAGAAAUCGAUGCGGGAGAAUUACAGGAAGAAGCAGCGCGGGGUGGCGGUGGAUGAGGUUGAGGUUGGGCCUGCACUUGCUCGGUUUGGAAAAUAGGCUACAAGUUUGCAAGAGCAUGUCAUAAUCAAAAGCAUU